GUGUAUGUAUGUGUGUGAGGUGAGUGAGGCUUCACUUUCACUCCUGUUUCUUUGGUUAAAAGUAUAAAAAAAAUCUUUGCUUUGCUUCGUUAUGCUCGCUCCUUGUCUUAUAGUGUGUCAACGCUUACAAAAAGAGCAACAGCCACCCCCUCAACGGAAGUUUCCUCCCCUCCCCUCCCUCUAAAAAUACCCCCUUUUACUUUGUUUAUCUUUACUGUUGCUUUCUCUUUUUUAGGCUUUGCUUUAGGGUCUGUUUCAACUCUUUAAAACCCACAAAAGUCACACCAAGGUUCACUUAAUGCUCUCCUUCCACCCGCUUGCAAUCUCUCUUACACUCUCAUCUCAGGUACUUCCCCUCUCAUUCCAACCUUAUUUCUUUAAUGGGUUACGUUUUAUCUUUUGUUACAAUUUAAAGAAAAAAACUUUUUUUUUUUAGUUUUUUGAGUUUUCCCACUUCAAUUGAUGGAUACCCAAUCUUCUUUUCAAGAAUUUAGAAGUGAAAAUCAAGUGGAGCUUUGAAACAAUGACUUUUUUAUGGUCUUUUUUUGUUCUUACCCAAGUGGUAUGGUGGUGUUGUUAUCACUUCUUUAAUGUUAGCACUAUUUUCAGCGCUUCAUUACAGUACCUUUUUGAUAGGAACUAAAUUUUCGGUUUUAAUACGAGAAAAUAGGAACAAAACUAGAGUCUCUUAGUGCUUUUUAUCAUGUGUGUGGACCUUUAAUGGCUAACGUGUUAGUUAGGUUGUCAAAUUUUGCCUAAUCUUUAUAAUUAACGAUGUGAUAUUCAAGCCCUCAUUUGCCUUGUUACAUUUAUUCUCUAAAAUGUUAAUUUUCUGAAAUAAUGGAGAUUGGUAAUGGCUGCAUUUCAAAGAAGAGAAAGUUAGUUGAAGAAGGGUCCUUGGAUGAGCUUAAUGAAGACCUUUUAGAAAGGGUACUCUCAUGGCUGCCAACUUCAACGUUGUUUCGCCUCGGUUCAGUGUGCAAGAGAUGGAAAUCAAUGGCGGAUUCUCAAAGUUUCAAGCUUGCUUGCUCAAGGAUUCCUUCAAGGGAUCCAUGGUUUUACAUGGUGGACGCCGAUCUUAAUCGAUCGAUUGUCUUUGAUUCCGCCAAGAGUAGUUGGAAAAGACUCAACCAUCCGUCUCUACUAUUGCGUGAUCAUAACCGCGACUCCAUCCCGGUUGCAGCGUCCGGUGGCCUUGUUUGUUUUAGAAACAUGUCUGGUGGUUACAUCGUAUGCAAUCCCGUGACUGGAUCUUGUCGCGAACUGCCUCCUGUGGAUCCGGGUCAGUCCCUUCUUGCUAUUGCAAUGAAUGCAUAUUCCAACUACCAUGGUUCAUAUAAGCUAGUUUUGGUAUCUGGUGAUCUUCCAAAACUUUCGUUUAAAGUUUAUAACUCGAUUACCAAUUGCUGGGAAGAAGAGAUUAUGUUGAGAAGAAACGCCGAUGAUUGUACCAAAUCCAACGACAACGAUGAUGAUGCCGUUUACUUCCUUAGUACAGCCGGAAACGUAGUGGUAACCAACAUGCAAAGAAGCCCUUCCAAGCAAUAUUCAUCAGUGUUUACACUUAAAGAUGGUGAAGAGAUUGUUUAUUUCCUCACCUCCUCAGGCAGAGUAAUUGCUUGCAAUCUUACCCAAAAGUGUUUCUCCGAAUACCCAAGACUGUUGCCGGUCUUCUCUGAGUACUCCAUCGAUGUGGUGGAGUGUAAAGGAGAGAUGUUGGUCGUAGUGUUAUCCGAAUUCUUCGAAAGUGCUAGCCUUAGGGUAUGGCAAUGUGAUCCAAAAACGAAGACAUGGAAUCAGAUUGCAGUGAUGCCGCCUGCAAUGUCACACGAGUUUUACGACAAGAAGUUGGACAUAAACUGUGUUGGUGCUGGUGAUCAGAUCUUUAUCUGCUUAAGCUCUGCUGAGCUUUGCAGCUAUGUUCUGUACAAUUUCGUGACGAACCGAUGGGUGGAAUUGCCCGAAUGCUCGGUGAACGGUGAAUCGUUGGAGUUCAUGUCUGCGUUGUCGUUUGAGCCGAGGAUUGAGGCUUCGGUAUGAAAAAAACAAUGGUGUGAAUUGUAAGCAAUGGUUUAAAAGGACAUUGCUUCAUUUUAUUUUGUUAUUUCUAGUAUUCAUUGAGUAUUUGUUCUGUUAUUUGAAUUGUUUAAGCAGAUUAGCCCACAAAAGUUGGCAUACAAUCAUAUUAUGAUGUAAUUUGUUGAAUGUAUUCAUGAGAUUAUGCUUUGAGACUAUUAUUGGUUUCAUCAUUCAGUUGGAAUUUCAUGGUAUAAAAUUUCAAGAGUUUUUUCAAAAA
This is a messenger RNA of Gossypium arboreum, 2296 nucleotides long. Its product is annotated as F-box only protein 13-like. Gene Ontology annotation, molecular function: protein binding. The record is from RefSeq and is a predicted model, not a curated record. NCBI's taxonomy places the organism in Eukaryota, Viridiplantae, Streptophyta, Magnoliopsida, Malvales, Malvaceae. The coding region runs from base 841 to 2040 and encodes 399 amino acids. The transcript is spliced from 2 exons.